Molecule: messenger RNA, 744 nt
Organism: Aspergillus candidus
Lineage: Eukaryota; Fungi; Ascomycota; Eurotiomycetes; Eurotiales; Aspergillaceae
Product: putative methyltransferase-domain-containing protein
Exons: 2
Coding region: 1-744 (247 amino acids)
Source: RefSeq, a predicted model, not a curated record
AUGGAAGGUCUCAUUCCUGACUACAAACAUGUUACUGAUUCGGACGCGCCAGCCUUCGAUGUCAGUGAAGCAUUGGUUCCCCCGAGAGACUGCAAACCUGCCGGGUGUACUAAUGUUUCCUUUGACGGGCUUCUGGAAGAACCUUUACUUCUUGAGGAAGAUCUGAAAGAAGGAUGCGGGGGCCAACUCUGGCCGGCUGGCAUGGUGUUGGCUAAAUACCUGUUGACCCAGCAUCGCUCUGAUCUCAAGGGAACCAUUGUUGAGUUGGGGGCCGGUGGUGGACUUGUUGGACUAGCUGUCGCUCGCGGGUGCGAUAUCGGCUCGUCCCAAGUAUAUAUCACAGACCAAGCACCGAUGCUACCAUUGAUGGAAACAAACAUCCGACUCAACAAAUUAUCCUCUCAAGUCACCGCGACAAUACUGGACUGGGGGGAGCCACUUCCUCUUUGCAUACCCAAAAAUCCAUCAAUCAUUCUUGCCGCGGACUGCGUUUACUUCGAACCGGCAUUUCCUCUCUUGGUUGCGACGCUCCGAGAUUUGAUCGGACCAAACUCCCUUUGCUACUUUUGCUUCAAAAAGCGUAGACGAGCCGAUGUUCGUUUCAUGAAACUUGCAAAGAAGAUUUUCUUUAUUGAGGAAGUCCGUGACGACCCUGAGGCCGGGGCUUAUGGGCGUGAAAACAUUUUUCUUUACUUGAUCCGCCCCAAACACGACAAGAAAGCUUUGGAGAAGCAACCGCAGUAA